UAAGAAAAUAGGUUGUCUCUUCGGUAUAUGAAGCUGCCGGUUAGAGCACGCUGUGUAACUGCUGGAUAGGACGUAACGCUGGCCUGUGCUCAUUGGCAUAUCCCUUUAAUUAAAUUAACACUUUAAUUUGUUUAGACGAUAGGUUUGAUUUACAGUCCUUACGUGCUGACCAAAGAAAUGGUGAUGGAGAAGCCAAGUGCCCUGCUAGUCGGGCGGGAAUUCGUCAGACAGUAUUACACCCUUUUGAAUCAGGCACCAGACUUCCUACACAGGUUUUAUGGAAAAAAUUCUUCCUAUGUUCAUGGAGGACUGGAGAAUGGGAAGCCUGCUGAAGCAGUGUUUGGUCAGGCGGAAAUUCAUAAAAAAGUUAUGUCCUUGAGCUUCCGGGAUUGCCAUACGAAGAUUCGCCAUGUUGAUGCUCAUGCUACUUUAAAUGAUGGUGUUGUGGUUCAAGUGAUGGGGGAGCUAUCUAACAACAUGCAGCCUAUGCGAAGAUUCAUGCAAACAUUUGUAUUGGCACCAGAGGGUACAAUUCCAAACAAGUUCUAUGUGCACAAUGACAUUUUCCGUUACCAAGAUGAAGUAUUUGGGGAUUCAGACACAGAACCUCCUGAGGAGUCUGAAGAAGAGGUUGAAGAGCCAGAAGAAAGGCAACAGUCUCCUGAAGUGGUCCCAGAAGAUACAAAUGCUUACUAUGAGCAAACAACUAGUAAUGAACUGGAAGAGCAGUUGGAAGAGCAAACGGUUUCCCCUGAGCCUGAGCCCGAGCCUGAACCUGAGCCUGAGCUGCCUACAGAAGAACUUAAAUCUGAAACCUGCCCUGAGGAAGAUGUUGGAGUAGAAGAGCAAGUGGAGAAAAGUCCUUCUCCAACACCAGCAGAUCCUGCACCUGUUGUACAAGAGGAUUCAAGGCAGUCAUCUUGGGCCUCUGUGACUAGCAAGAAUCUCCCUCCAAGUGGUGUAGCACCGGUUUCUGGAAUUCCACCACAUGUUGUCAAAGCACCAACAGUGCAGCCCAGAGUGGAGCCUAAGCCUGAAACGCAAGUAACUACACAAAGACCUCAGAGAGAUCAGAGGGUAAGAGAGCAGCGACCAGGAGCUCCAAUACACAGAGGCCCUCGUCCAGCUCGUGAAGGUGAACAGGGUGAUGCUGAAGUUCGCAGGGUCGUGAGAUAUCCAGACAGUCAUCAGCUGUUUGUUGGGAACCUGCCUCAUGAUGUGGACAAAGCAGAGCUGAAGGAGUUCUUUGAAAGCUUCGGUAAUGUGGUAGAACUACGAAUCAAUAGUGGUGGCAAAUUGCCAAAUUUUGGUUUUGUGGUAUUUGACGAUCCUGAGCCUGUGCAGAAAAUUCUAAAUAAUAAGCCAAUCAAGUUCAGAGGUGAUGUGCGUCUAAACGUGGAAGAAAAGAAGACCCGUGCUGCGCGUGAAGGAGAUCGCAGGGAUAUUCGUCCUAGAGGACCUGGAGGCCCUCGUGACAGAUUGGGUGGUGUUCGAGGUCCACCUCCUAGAGGUGGAAUGUCGCAGAAGCCCAGUUUUGGUUCAGGACGAGGCACCGGAGCCAGUGAGAACCGUUUCAUGGGCUCUCGCCAAUAAGCUGUUAUGACCAGUUUUGCAGGCCUCAAAUUGCCCACAUGCUGGCUUCCAGUACUUGUGUUAAUCCCCCACACCCCUUAAUUUUUCUCCCCAUUUCAGCUUUGGGGUUUUGGAAUGUGAUCUCCCUGUUUAUUCUGGACUUGGUUUUGAAAUUGAUUUCACUUUCCAUGUCUCCUAAUUGUUGUUUUUUCUUUUUUCCCCCUUUUUUGUCAAGUUUGGAAUUUUUUUUUUUUUUUUUUUUUGUGUAACUAAGUGCUACUUGAAAAAUCAAGACUGGUUUUAACAUUCUCUCCCUGUUUCUUAAAGGAACGUGUUUGUGGUUUUUUUUUUGUUUUUUUUUUUCCUUUUUUUUUUGUGCAUACUGAAAAAAAUGUAACUUUCUAAAUUGUUUACUUUUGAGGAGCCACUGUACUAAUAAACGCCUUUUUGGAUCGGACCCUGGGUCUAAUCAUGGUAUUCCAAUCUGAGGUGUGAAGGCGCAAGAAGUGAUUCUUCCAAUUCCUGUAAUACACCCAACCCUCAACUCCAUUGGAACUUUAAUGGUUGGUUCUGCACUGCACAACAAGAGUUUUAAUGUAAAAAAAAAUUAAAAGAAAAUCAUGUAUUUAAAGUUGUAUACAAGCUAAAUUUUAUUCUGGAUUUAUUUUGAGGGGGGG
Messenger RNA from Erpetoichthys calabaricus (reedfish), 2249 nucleotides. It is a transcript of the gene g3bp1, whose product is annotated as GTPase activating protein (SH3 domain) binding protein 1. Bases 178 to 1593 code for a protein of 471 amino acids. The record is from RefSeq and is a predicted model, not a curated record. Lineage: Eukaryota; Metazoa; Chordata; Cladistia; Polypteriformes; Polypteridae. Gene Ontology annotation, molecular function: mRNA binding. Gene Ontology annotation, cellular component: ribonucleoprotein complex; cytosol. The transcript has 12 exons.